This is a messenger RNA of Ziziphus jujuba (common jujube), 4791 nucleotides long. Its product is annotated as ABC transporter C family member 8-like. Lineage: Eukaryota; Viridiplantae; Streptophyta; Magnoliopsida; Rosales; Rhamnaceae. Gene Ontology annotation, biological process: transmembrane transport. The transcript is spliced from 12 exons. The record is from RefSeq and is a predicted model, not a curated record. Gene Ontology annotation, cellular component: vacuolar membrane; plant-type vacuole. Gene Ontology annotation, molecular function: ATP binding; ABC-type transporter activity; ATP hydrolysis activity. The coding region runs from base 291 to 4673 and encodes 1460 amino acids.
GUGAAAAGCAUGUGCCAAUAAUAUCAGCUUUUUGGGAUUCACCAAAAAGACAAGCUUUUUGGGUUGUUUAUUAUAUAUGUAUUUCUGUAGCUGAUAAACCACUGAAGAAGUAAGGAGCAGAAGCCAAGCGAAAGAGAAGUGAACCAUCAAACGCUGAAUAUGAUUCUGAUCUGAGGCGUUCUCUGAUGCGUUCUCUGAUGAGGAAGAUAACAUUGAACUUUGGAUGAACACAAUUUGAACUGACUAAAUUAAACUCCACAACUUCCUAUCUGCUGCAAGAACCAGCUUCCAUGGGAGACACUUUCUCAUGGAUUUGCGAUGGGAAGCUUGAGUUGGGUUCUUACUGCACACAAAGGACUACUGUAGAAGUUGUAAAUCUGCUAUUCCUCUGUAUAUUUUGCUUACUUUUGCUCGUCAGUUCGAUAUGGAAACUUCAGAGCAGGAGUAUCCGAACAAGGGACUACAGUGUCUUUGUAUUUGUUUCAGUCUGCUGCGGCCUCACUAGUUUUGCUUAUUUUGUUGCUGGUUUAUUGAAUCUUAUUGCCAUGAAAGACAGACAUAGUCAUGGAAAUUUGUUGAUUUACGUUGUCAGAGUACUGGUUUGGAUGUCUUUCACAGUUUCUUUGCUUCAUCAACUGUCAAAAUGGAUCACAAUCCUCAACUCUAUUUGGUGGUUGACAUACUUUUCAUUAUUUUCUGCUGUAAACAUUGAAAUACUGGUAAGAUCAGGUCGCAUUCAGAUCACUGACAUAGUGCAAUGGUUUGUGAACUUCUUGCUUCUCAUAUGUGCUUUCAAGAACAUGAAACAAAUGCUUUCUCAAUCUAGAAAUGAAGAUAAUACUCUAGUCCAACCUCUAAUGGUCAAAAAGGUUGAAAGGAGCAAAGUAGAACCAGGACAGGCUAGUUUUUUUAGCAAAUUGUCAUUUUCUUGGAUUGGACCUUUACUUGGCUUAGGCUACUUAAAACCCUUAUCUCUUGAAGAUGUCCCGCCUCUGGUUUCAGAAGAUGAAGCCAAUUUAGCAUAUCAAAAGUUUGCUCAGGCGUGGGAUUCGAUUUCAAGGGACAAGGGUUCCAAUAGUACCAAGAACAUAGCAUUUUGGGCCAUAGCAAAAGUUUACAUGAAAGAAAACAUAUCCACGGGCAUUUAUGCAUUUCUCAAAACUAUUUCUGUAGCAGUUGCUCCUUUAAUACUAUACAGUUUCAUAAGCUAUGCAAAUAGCAAGGAGGAAAAUCUCUAUGAAGGUUUUUUUGUAUUGGGGUGUCUAAUUGUUUCCAAGGUGGUUGAAUCAUUGAGUCAGAGGCACUGGUUUUUCAAAGCCAGGAGAUGUGGAAUGAGGAUGAGAUCAGCCUUAAUGGUAGCUGUCUAUCAAAAGCAGAUAAAGCUUUCUAGUUUGGGAAGAAGAAGGCACUCAACUGGGGAAGUUGUGAAUUAUGUAGCAGUUGAUGCCUACAGAAUGGGUGAGUUUCCUUGGUGGUUUCAUUCGGCAUGGAAUUAUGUUCUGCAGCUUCUGCUAGCCAUUGGUGUUCUUUUCUGGGUACUUGGUAGUGGUGCUCUUUUUGGUCUGGUUCCUUUUUUAAUCUGCGGACUUCUUAAUGUCCCAUUUGCUAAGAAGCUGCAAAAGUGUCAAUUCCAAUGCAUGGUUGCGCAAGAUGAGAGACUCAGAUCAACUUCAGAGAUCCUAAACAGUAUGAAAAUCAUCAAGUUACAAUCUUGGGAAGAAAAGUUCAAAAACUCCAUUGAAUCCCGCCGUGAAACUGAAUUCAAAUGGUUGGCUGAAGCUCAGAUUAAGAAGGUUUAUGGGACUUUACUGUUUUGGAUGUCUCCAAUCAUAGUAUCUUCAGCUGUCUUUGUUGGAUGUGUAAUUCUUAAAAGUGCACCUUUAGAUGCAAGCACCAUAUUUACAGUCCUUGCCACCUUGAGGAGCUUGGGAGAGCCUGUGAGAAUGAUACCAGAAUCUCUUUCUGCACUUAUCCAAGUCAAGGUUUCAUUUGAUCGGCUAAAUGUAUUUUUACUUGAUGAUGAGAUAAAAAAUGAUGGAAUAAGAAGAUAUCCCGUGCAACAGGACUCAGAAAAGAGCAUAAAAAUUCAAGGGGGUAUUUUCAGUUGGGACCCAGAAUCAACCAUUCCAACUCUACCAGGCAUGGAUUUGGAGAUUAUAUUGAGGCAAAAAAUUGCAGUUUGUGGGCCUGUUGGAGCAGGAAAAUCAUCACUCUUAUAUGCUAUACUAGGAGAGAUACCAAAAAUUUCAGGAACUGUUGAUGUGUUUGGAUCCAUUGCCUAUGUUUCUCAGACUGCUUGGAUACAGAGUGGAACAGUUCGUGAUAACAUACUCUAUGGGAAGCCAAUGGACAAGGAAAAAUAUGAAAAGGCCAUAAAAGCCUGUGCUUUAGACAAGGACAUUAACAGUUUCAACCAUGGUGAUCUUACAGAAAUAGGGCAGAGAGGGAUCAACAUGAGUGGAGGACAGAAGCAGAGAAUUCAGCUUGCACGAGCUGUGUAUAAUGAUGCUGAUAUCUAUCUCCUCGAUGACCCCUUUAGUGCCGUAGAUGCACAUACUGCUGCCACUCUCUUUAAUGAUUGUGUCAUGGCUGCCCUUGAAAAGAAAACUGUAAUUCUAGUGACUCAUCAAGUCGAGUUUCUAUCAGAAGUGGACAAAAUUCUGGUUAUGGAGGGUGGUCAAAUUACUCAAUCAGGAAGCUAUGAGGAACUGUUGAAAGCUGGGACAGCUUUUGAACAGCUUGUGAAUGCUCAUAGAGAUGCAAUAUCAACAUUUGGUCCUUCAAACUCUGAAAGCCAAGGAGAAGUUCAAAAUGGCGAUUCGAUUGGUUUAGAGGAGAAUUUUGGGUCAUACCCCGCUAAGGAAAACAGUGAAAGGGAUAAUUCUUUAAAGGGAGUUAAAGGAGUUCAAUUAACAGAAGAAGAAGAGAAGGAGAUUGGUGAUGUAGGAUGGAAGCCAUUUAAGGAUUAUAUCUCUGUGGCUAAUGGAGUAGUUCUUCUAAUUUCGGUCAUAAUAACCCAGUCUGGUUUUUUUUGUUUGCAAGCUGCAGCAAGUUAUUGGUUAGCUGUGGCCACUAAAAUUCCUAACAUAACUUCUGCCAUGUUAAUUGGGAUCUACAGUGCACUUUCAUCACUUAGUGCUGUAUUUGUAUUUUUAAGGUCAUUUCUGGGAGUCCUUCUUGGACUAAAAGCCUCCAAAGCCUUUUUUUCUGGUUUCACCAAUUCUAUCUUUAAAGCUCCCAUGCUGUUCUUUGAUUCAACUCCUGUUGGCAGAAUUUUGACCAGGGCUUCAUCUGACAUGAGUAUCUUGGAUAAUGAUAUACCUUUCUCUAUCAUCUUUUGUAUUGUUGGUACUGUUGAACUCACGAUAGCGAUUGUAAUUAUGACCUAUGUCACUUGGCCAGUUCUUAUUGUGGCCAUUCUGACGCUGGUUGUUAUUAAUUAUGUUCAGGGAUAUUAUCUAGCUACUGCAAGAGAACUUAUAAGAAUUAAUGGAACAACAAAAGCUCCAAUUACUAAUUAUGUGUCCGAGACAUCACUUGGUGCUGUCACAAUAAGAGCUUUUAGAUCUGCAGAUCGCUUCUUCCAGAACUACUUAAAGCUCAUAGACAUAGAUGCUGGACUCUUCUUCUAUUCAAAUGCGGCCCUCGAAUGGGUAGUUCUAAGAGUAGAACUACUUCAGUGUUUGACCCUUUUCACUGCAGCUUUUCUCAUUGUUUUACUUCCUAAAGGUUAUAUAGCUCCAGGGCUUGUGGGUUUCUCUCUUUCUUAUGCCUUGACAUUAACAGGGAUGCAAAUCUUUUUGACUCGUUGGUACUGCAACUUGUCCAACUACAUGAUUUCAGUUGAACGAAUGAAGCAAUUCAUGCAUAUACCAGCAGAACCUCCAGCUAUUAUUGAAGGGAAGAGACCUCCAUCUUCAUGGCCAACCAAGGGUCGGAUAGAGUUGCAUUCUUUGGAGAUAAAAUAUCGUCCAAAUGCUCCAUUAGUUCUCAAGGGAAUUACAUGCACGUUCAAGGAAGGGACUCGAGUAGGAGUUGUAGGAAGAACAGGAAGUGGAAAAACUACACUGAUAAGUGCUUUGUUUCGUUUAGUAGAGCCAACAAAUGGGAAAAUCAUCAUAGAUCAGCUUGACACAUGCUCUAUUGGUCUAAAGGAUUUGAGGAUGAACCUGAGCAUUAUCCCACAGGAGCCAACUCUUUUCAGGGGUAGCAUUCGAACUAACUUGGACCCGUUAGGCCUUUGCUCUGACGAUGAAAUAUGGAUGGCUCUGGAGAAGUGUCAGCUUAAAGCAGUAGUUAGCAGCCUGCCUAAUCUGCUUGAUUCAUCAGUGAGUGAUGAAGGAGAGAAUUGGAGUGGUGGGCAAAGACAGCUGUUUUGCCUGGGCAGAGUCCUUCUAAAGAGGAAUAGAAUUCUAGUACUAGAUGAGGCUACUGCUUCCAUUGAUUCUGCAACAGAUGCAAUUCUGCAGAGAAUCAUCAGGCAGGAAUUCUCUGAAUGCACUGUCAUAACUGUAGCUCACAGAGUUCCUACUGUUAUAGAUAGUGAUAUGGUCAUGGUGCUUUCUUAUGGGAAGCUGGUGGAGUAUGAUGAGCCAUCAGCGCUUCUGGAUGCAAACUCCUAUUUCUCCAAGCUGGUAGCUGAAUACUGGACAAGUUGCAGGAGAAGUUCCUAAUUAAAGAAAAUUAAUUACCAAGUUUCCCAAGUAGUACCUCUUGAUAAUAAAUUGCUAUAAUGAACCAAGUUGAAUUAAUAAUUUAUCGAAGCAUGCAUCUCACAUAAUUUACUCUAUA